AUGGGCAAUAUAGUAGAAUAUCCUGCGCAGAAUGGAUUCCAAUCAAGUUUGACGAUGGAUAAACGAAAACCUUUUCGCAAAAGUCGUCGCGUUGAGGACAGCCUCGAUGCAAAAGUGAGAAUUAGGAGAGUUUUGGAAAAUAUCGAGCGGAAGAAAUAUGAAAAGAAAAAGUUGCACGAAGGGGAAGGCGAAAGCGAGACUACUAAAGCAAACAAAUCUUUUGAACGGCAGUCGUCGUCUGAGCAACCUAGUGAAAAUGGGGAAAGUGAGCAUUCAUUGGCUGGAUCCAGUAGGACUGACGAUGUUCGGGUCGAGACAGAAUCCGAGUAUCAGAGUUCACGAUCAGAAACACCUAUGAGCACCCGAUCUUCUGGUGUCGAAAAGCUUACCGAGCUUUUGAGUAGGAUGAAUACCAUCAGCCAGCAUCCGACACCGCGUAGCAUAUAUCAGAGGUUCAAAGAUGAGCUUCGAGAGAAGUCAGAGAAGGAAUUUGCGUUGAGAGAGGAGAUAAGGAUACGAAGCCUUGCUGGACUGUACAGAAGAGAGGUCGCUGAGGAAGAAAUUCGGAAAAACCUCGAAAUCAUUGGCAUUAGAGUUCCUGCUAGGAAGCCGAAGGUCAAGGACGAGUUCCCUCGUGAGUUUUUUGCUUGUGCAAUGUUGAAGAAUCAUUGA
Messenger RNA from Cylicostephanus goldi, 672 nucleotides. The record is from the annotation of a GenBank genome assembly. Lineage: Eukaryota; Metazoa; Nematoda; Chromadorea; Rhabditida; Strongylidae.